Messenger RNA from Penaeus vannamei (Pacific white shrimp), 567 nucleotides. The record is from RefSeq and is a predicted model, not a curated record. NCBI's taxonomy places the organism in Eukaryota, Metazoa, Arthropoda, Malacostraca, Decapoda, Penaeidae.
AUGACAGUACUGCCAGGUACCGUCUGGUACUGCCCGGUACCUCUCUGUGCUGCCCCGGGUACCGUCCGGUACUGCCCGGUACCCUCCGGUGCUGCACGGUACCGUCCAGUGCUGCCCGGUACUGUCCGGUACCGUCCGGUGCUGCCCGUACCGUCCGGUUGCUGCCCGUACCGUGCGGUACUGCCUAGUACCGCUCAGCACUGCCUGGUGCUAAAAAAUCUACUGCCCGGUACUGUCCAGUAUCGUCCAGGUACUACCUGGUACUGUCCGUACUACCUGGUACCGUCCGGUACUACCUGGUACCGUCCGGUACUACCUGGUACCGUCUGUACUACCUGGUACUGUCUGGUACUGCCCCGUAUCAUCCGGUACUACCCACUACCGUCCGGUACUGCUCGGUUCCGUGAGGUACUGCGGUACCGUCCAGUACUGCACGGUACCCUCCGUACCAUCCGGUACUACCCGGUACCGCCUGGCAAUGCCCGGUACUGCCUGGCACUGCCCGGUACCGCCUGGCACUACCUGGUACCGCCCGGUAACGUCCGGUACUGCCUGGUACUGUCGUAG